Messenger RNA from Kwoniella shivajii, 636 nucleotides. RefSeq lists its product as uncharacterized. Gene Ontology annotation, molecular function: fructose-2,6-bisphosphate 2-phosphatase activity. Lineage: Eukaryota; Fungi; Basidiomycota; Tremellomycetes; Tremellales; Cryptococcaceae. Gene Ontology annotation, cellular component: cytosol. Gene Ontology annotation, biological process: negative regulation of glycolytic process; regulation of pentose-phosphate shunt. The transcript is spliced from 4 exons. The coding region runs from base 1 to 636 and encodes 211 amino acids. The record is from RefSeq and is a predicted model, not a curated record.
AUGCCUCCAGACAUUCGAUUGUAUAUCGUAAGACACGGAAAGACCGAAUAUAACGUCAAGGAUAUCAUACAAGGACAACUUGACAUCCCACUUAACUCACUAGGUAGAUCACAAGCAGAAGAAUCAUCUGAGAAAUUCAGGAAUAUAAUCAUUGACGAACUUUGGAGCUCUGAUCUAUCCCGUGCCAAAGAGACAGCAAAGAUAAUUUCGCAAUAUCAUGUUGGACUGCCACUUCAAGUCGAUGCAAGAUUGAAAGAAAGAGGAAUGGGAAGUUGGCAAGGAAAACCCAACGAAGAAGUCGGAAUGUCAUCUGAGCCCGAUGAUGUAGAAUCAUACCAAGCGACUACUCAUAGAACCAUCGCAUGGCUCCACGACUUGCUUUCAGCACACAUUUCUGCUACUGAGUCUGUGAGAUCAGUAGUAGUCGUUACCCACGAAGACUGUAUUACCUCUCUUGCCCAAUGCAUACGUUCCGGCUCUUCUGAUAUCGAUCAAAGUCUCCUCUUCGACGUCAAAGAAGGAAUUGGAAUGGAAGACGGUUGCCCUAAUCUUGGCGUAUCGAAAAUUGAGUUUAGCUACGAUGACCUGAAAUGGAAAGGAACAGUAUUUGCCUGGAGUGAAGUUGGUCCCGUAUAA